GGCCUGAAGGAUGUAGCAGCUGAACACAGCAGGUCAGCAGCUACCACCUCAACAGCCUCAAAAAGGUGAUACCGAAACAUCAGCUAACAGCAGCCGUAGAGAAGUCAACACCCAGGCUAGCAGAGGACAGGGCACGGCCGACAGCAGAGCAACCCCAACCAAGUACGCAGGACAAGAUCCCGGCAGCCCAGCGGAGGAGCACGAGAUCUGGCAUCCGAGAGCAGAAAGAAUCGGCAGGCAAUGGGGAAGAACACCAGAUCAAGAACUCAGUAGAGGAUCCAACAGUGGAGGAGAUAAAAAAAAAAGAGGAGAGCAGGGCAAGAAGUCCCCAGAUGCACAUCGGCGGCGGCAGCGGCGGGGGAAGCAGGAUGCUGCCGCCGAAGCAGCUGCUGACCAUCGCCAUCGUCAUCUUCUCCACGCUCUCCUUCAUCAAGCUGCUGCUCCUCACCAGCUCCUCGUCGGGGGCCUCCUCCUCCCUCCGCAGCCCGGCGUGGGACGCCGGCGGCAACGGGACGGCCAGGAGCGCGCUCGCCGCCAAGGAGCUCGCGCUGCUCCGCUCCCUCGUCGCCGCGCGCGCGCCGUGCAGGCUGCUGGUCUUCGGCCUCUCCCCGCAGCUCCUCGCGCUCGCCAGGCUCAACUCCGGCUCCGGGGCCGCCGCCGCCACGGCCUUCGUCACCGACAGCGCCGAGGACGCCGCCGCCGCGCGCCGCGUGCUCGGCUCCGGGCGCAAGGCCAGUGGCGCCCGGAGCACCGACUCCGCGGUGGCCAUCCAUCGGGCGCGGUACCGGGACGCGGCGGCGGAGGCGUGGCCGCUGCUGCGGCGCGCGCGGGGGAGCCCGGCGUGCCGGCGGCCAACGGGGGCGGUGCGCAAGUCCGGAUGCCCGCUGGCGCUCACCUCGCUUCCACGCGAGGUGCUCGACGCGCGGUGGGACGUCGUCGUCGUCGACGGGCCCAGCGGUGCGGGCCCCGAGGAGCCCGGCCGGAUGGGCACCAUCUACACCGCCGCGGCGCUGGCGCGCGCGUCCGCGGCGGCGGCGGCGGCUGGGGAGGGGGCACCCCAGGUGGACGUGGCGGUGCACGACGUGGACCGGACCGUGGAUAGGUGGUACGCGUGGGAGUACCUCUGCGAGGACAACCUCGUCGCCGCCAAGGGCCGCCUCUGGCACUUCCGCGUCGGCGCCGGCGGCCCGCCGGACGCCUUCUGCAACACCGGCCCCGUUCAGAUCUUGUAGAGCAGCCGGACGAACCGGACCAUUGGACCAAGAAUCCCAGGCCAACGGAGGCAUGCCAUUGUCUUCGUACCCAACAUUGUCAAUGUCACCACCGCGUCGCCGAGGCGACGAGCAGAUCCUGUCCAGGUCCAAUGUCCGGCGAUUGUGGCGGCAAUUGUUGAUAGAAUUAUAGAUACAACUGCCCAAAUGUGAAGAAGGAAGAAUUGAGUGAUUAGCUAGGCAAUUAGGGAGAUGCGGAUUUUUUUUUUCUACCACAAUUCUUCGAGGCAAGAAGAGUUCUUUUUUUCUUUCUGUUGCUGAACUAGUAUACUGAAUUGUGUUGUUCUUUAUCUGCAGCAAUCAAAUAAUACCGGACUAGCUUAGUGCUUGAUCAUGGUUCAGGGUUAUUGA
Setaria italica (foxtail millet) is the source of this 1622-nucleotide messenger RNA. Its product is annotated as probable methyltransferase At1g27930. The coding region runs from base 333 to 1232 and encodes 299 amino acids. The transcript has a single exon. Gene Ontology annotation, biological process: xylan biosynthetic process. NCBI's taxonomy places the organism in Eukaryota, Viridiplantae, Streptophyta, Magnoliopsida, Poales, Poaceae. The record is from RefSeq and is a predicted model, not a curated record.